GGCUUGUCCUGAGCGCGGAGAGGGCGAGCUCAGGCUGCAGGCAGGGUGGGAGCCAGCAGUCGGCAUCCGAGGGAGGCUGAGAGGCACAAAGAUUGCAGUAAUAUCCGUUAUAACCAGCCAUCUAACCAACCCCCAACACACACACACCCAUCCCACCCGCCGGGAGAGGCAGCCAGAGACCCUCUCUGUGCCCAGGGAAAAAGCCCUAGCCAUGAGCAAUCAGUACCAGGAGGAGGGCUGCUCCGACAGGCCGGAGUGCAAAAGUAAAUCUCCAACUUUGCUCUCCUCCUACUGCAUCGACAGCAUCUUGGGCCGGAGAAGCCCGUGCAAAAUGCGGCUGCUAGGAGCCGCGCAGAGUUUGCCCGCCCCGCUGGCCAGCCGCGCUGACCAGGAAAAGGCCGUGCAAGGUAAGGCUGUGCCUAUUAGGCACCUGCAAAGAGCGCUGGGCACUGGUUUGGAUGUUCCAUGUUUGGGGGGCCAGGGGCCUGGGGCUUGGCAAGUUGGAGACCAGGGAAGGAGAGGGGACAACUCUGAGGCCUGGUGCCUCAAAGGAGCGCUGAACAUCUCUCUAGGGGCUGUCUCUCCCUCUCUCCUCUGCUUCCAGAAAAUGCAGAGGCCCAGCUUCGCUUCAGGGACCCUUAGGUUCUCGUGUCCGUGGAUAGGUAGUUUAACUGCUCCUUUCGGUGGCCUUGGAUAUGCUGUGAAGAGGGCCAGUGGGUCUCCCGCCCGCCUCCCACUGUGGGCUUUGGGGGACCAGGUCAGGCCAGGGCCGCUUCGCCCCGCAGGGGUCGCCCGCCGCAGGGCAGCGCCCCUCUUGCCAGCCUGUGCCCCUGUGGAGGAGCAGCGCGCAGAAGUGGUGUGCAAAGUUUUCAGAGUUGGCGGCGCGGGCGCGGAGGACGACGAGGAGGAGCUGCUGGAGGACGAGGAGGAUGAAGACGAGGAAGAGGAGCUGCUGGAGGACGACGAGGAGGAGCUGCUGGAGGACGAUACCCGCGCGCUGCUCAAGGAGCCCAGGCGCUGCGCGGUGGCCGCCACCGGUGCGGUGGCCGCAGCUGCCGCAGCCGCCGUGGCCACGGAGGGCGGGGAGCUGUCGCCCAAGGAAGAGCUGCUGCUGCACCCGGAGGACACUGAGGGCAAGGACGGCGAGGACAGCGUGUGCCUGUCUGCGGGCAGCGACUCGGAGGAGGGGCUGCUGAAGCGCAAACAGAGGCGCUACCGCACCACGUUCACCAGCUACCAGCUGGAGGAACUGGAGCGGGCCUUCCAGAAGACUCACUACCCGGACGUCUUCACCAGGGAAGAACUGGCCAUGAGGCUGGACUUGACUGAGGCCCGAGUCCAGGUCUGGUUCCAAAACCGUCGGGCCAAGUGGCGCAAGCGGGAGAAGGCUGGCGCGCAGACCCAUCCUCCGGGGCUGCCCUUUCCCGGGCCGCUCUCGGCCACCCACCCGCUCAGCCCCUACCUGGACGCCAGCCCCUUUCCCCCGCACCACCCCGCGCUGGACUCGGCUUGGACGGCCGCUGCCGCCGCUGCCGCCGCCGCCUUCCCGAGCCUACCUCCGCCUCCGGGCUCGGCCAGCCUGCCGCCCAGCGGGGCGCCGCUGGGCCUGAGCACUUUCCUCGGAGCCGCUGUGUUCCGGCACCCGGCCUUCAUCAGCCCUGCGUUCGGCAGGCUGGCGGACCCGGCCACGGCGGCCGCGGACAGACGCGCCUCCAGCAUAGCCGCGCUGAGGCUCAAGGCCAAGGAGCACGCCGCGCAGCUCACGCAGCUCAACAUCCUGCCGGGCACCAGCACGGGCAAGGAGGUGUGCUAAAGGCUGCCCUCCACCCGCGCGCCCCGAAAGGUCACCUCAGCACCACUCAAGACCAAAUGGAAACAGAGGACCAGCACACUCCUGAGACGGCACUGAGAGAGCGCAGCCGCCUUCGCAGCAGCCCGCACGCGGGCGAGGCAGCCCUCGGCGCUAACGGACGUGGCACCUCCUCGGCUGGCUGUCCCCCCCCCGCCCCCCUCCCUGUCCCCGCCACUGCCAACCUCGCUCCAACUCGAACGUCCACUUUCUCCCAUUCUUACUUCGCUGAAAAUACCGGGGAGGUUUUCUCCCCAAGACGCCUGGUUAUUUGCUUUUUUUUUUUUAAAUAGCAUUUUGGCGCUCCAAUUUGAUCUCCCCAGCGCGGCCCGGCGUGGAGCCUGGGCCAGGGAAGUGAAUGCGAGUCUGUAAGAUAGCUAACAGUGCACUUAAAGGAAAGGGGCGUCUUGUUCUUGUUCUCUUCUUUAUCAUACACCAACCAAGGUUUUUAUAUCAAACCAAAGGGAAAUACUCUGCUAGAAUAUGGACUGUUGAAGUCACCAAACUGUGAUUAUUGAUCCUGUACAUACCAUUGUUAUUAAAAAAAAAAAAAAAGAACAGAGCUUUGUAUAUUUGAAAUGUUAUAACGCAAUUGCACUCAGCGUGGUAUGGUAAAAGUUUGUCCUCCUGUAGAUUCUUACUGUGUUGUAGAUACGGUAGGGUUCCUAGACAAAUAUUUAUGUACUCAAGCCCUUUAUUUAACUUAUUAACUGUAGAGGCUUCCGAAACCUUCAAGAUAAAGGCAAUGGUACAGUACUUUUGUGUAAUGUGUAACUGUUAUCACUUUUCCUUGCUAUCUAGUGGAGAAGUGUCACGCUCAAAAUAAAAAAAAAAAUUAUAUGUUUAACAAUA
This is a messenger RNA of Chinchilla lanigera (long-tailed chinchilla), 2701 nucleotides long. RefSeq names its product aristaless related homeobox (gene Arx). The record is from RefSeq and is a predicted model, not a curated record. Gene Ontology annotation, biological process: regulation of transcription by RNA polymerase II. Lineage: Eukaryota; Metazoa; Chordata; Mammalia; Rodentia; Chinchillidae. Gene Ontology annotation, molecular function: DNA-binding transcription factor activity, RNA polymerase II-specific; RNA polymerase II transcription regulatory region sequence-specific DNA binding.